AUGCCAGAACAUGCCCAGGAAGACUACAGGCUGUUGGACGUGCCGAGCGCGCAAGAAACGGUCAUCACCUGCUAUGGCUACGACGAGAAGCCUGACUGGAUGGACGGCGGCGAGGCCGAAAAGACCGUCCUCGAAACCCUCAAGCGUCAGGUCAAAGAGAGCUACCGACGUCGGCGCUCGAAAGGCUCUGGUGCUACGCCUCGCCUCAGCAGGUGUGAAGUCGAUCCAGGCACAGUCACCCCAUUGUCGCCCCCACUCCCGCUAGGAACUUCAGCUUCGUCGCCGUCGUCGGUGUGGCCUCAGGACAAGCCGACCCCGUCGGACAACAGCACUCGCCCCUCUCAACAUCCUCAGGCCACAGAUUGGGCAGGCCAGGACCGGUUCGACACAUACCUCGUCACUCGCAUCUCACGGACUGGAACCCAAAGUCCCAAUGGCAACACCUACGACCCGUUGUCGGACCGCACCUAUUCUGCCUCUACCUCCGUCUCUGCCUCGCCGAGCCGGGAUCUGAACACCCGCAUCCCCUUUGACGAAGAAGAGCUCAAUCUGGUCAUGUACUACCUGGACCACAUAUUCCCCCGGCUCGACCCGUACUUCAAGUACUCGGCCGGCGACACCGGCCGUGGCUGGCUGCUGAAUUUGUUUCUGCGGACCAAACCGCUCUGCAACGCCGCCGUCUGCCUCAGUGCCUGCGACAAGGCACAAUUCGUGUUGGGCCCGCUGAGCGACAUUCCGCAGCCGUACCAUGAGCUGGAACUGCAGCAUUUGCGGAGCGUGGCGGAUCUGCGCGACCACCUCGAUCAGUUGUCCAAAAAGACGGGCGCCAGCCAGAUGGCGGCCGGCGUGGAAGCCCUGGCCUGUAUCAUACAUUUGAUUUUUUUCGAGUUGUGGAUCCCACGAAAAGGCCUCAUGAACGACUGGGUCAUGCACCUGGACGCCGCCAGCGCUCUGCUGUCGUCGCUCGACGCGUCGCCGCUGCUGAUGUCUGAAGAAUCGCCCGACUCCGACGCCGGCGUGGAAAUCUCCCACGCGUACGAAUACGAGGAGGUCCGAUGCCACAUCCCCACCGAGCUGCUGUCCGAAGGAGAAAAGCUGGCCUUUGAAUUCUUCCUCGACGUCUACAUCUACUGCUUCAUCAACGCGACUGCGAGCCUGGGCCUCACGCCCCAGUCGGCACAGUCCAUCCGCAGGGUCCGCGCCCUGUGCCAUCAGAACCCGGCCCGGCUGUGGGACCGCCGCGGGUGCGAGGACUGGGUGAUGCUCACGCUGCUCGACAUCGCCAUCCUGCGGGACUGGAAGCAGAAGAAGUCCCGGGCGGGGACGCUGAGCGUGCGCGAGCUGAACCGCCGCGCCGAGAUGAUCGAGCGCCGGCUGUAUGAGGGCGCAGCCAAGUUCACCGAUCCCUGGCUUCCGUCGUCGUCGUCAUCGUCGUCGUCGCCGUCGUCGAAACCUCCUGCUGUUACCUCCGCCACCACGACCAUGGACGAGGAAAAACGCAUGGUCACGAGCACCUACAUCCACGGGGCGCUGGUGUUUCUGCACGUCGUCGUGUCGGGCUUCCACCCCAACAUCCCGGAGAUCCGGCAGGGCGUGGUGCGCACGCUGCACGCGCUCGAGUACAUGCGCGAGCACUCGGUGCACAACUUCCCGUCGUGGCCGUACUGCGUCGCGGGCUGUCUGGCGCUGGAGCCCGAGUGGCCCCGGUUCCGGGCGCUGGUGCCGCCGUUCGAGAAGGGCAAGCACCCCCUCGUGCUGUCCAAGUGGACGCUGGAGAUCAUCGAGGAGUGUUGGGAGACCCGCCUCCGCGCGGCGCAGCAACCCGAGGAGCAGCAGCGCGGGGAAGAAUCGUGUAGUUGGGUCACGGCGAUGAAUCAUCUGGGCACGCGGCUGCUACUUCUAUAA
Molecule: messenger RNA, 1905 nt
Organism: Fonsecaea erecta
Lineage: Eukaryota; Fungi; Ascomycota; Eurotiomycetes; Chaetothyriales; Herpotrichiellaceae
Exons: 3
Coding region: 1-1905 (634 amino acids)
Biological process (GO): positive regulation of transcription by RNA polymerase II
Cellular component (GO): nucleus
Molecular function (GO): DNA-binding transcription factor activity; transcription cis-regulatory region binding
Source: RefSeq, a predicted model, not a curated record